Molecule: messenger RNA, 882 nt
Organism: Anoplophora glabripennis (Asian longhorned beetle)
Lineage: Eukaryota; Metazoa; Arthropoda; Insecta; Coleoptera; Cerambycidae
Exons: 3
Coding region: 407-781 (124 amino acids)
Source: RefSeq, a predicted model, not a curated record
UGGUAUAAUUUCGUUGAUUUAUUUGUGAUUGUUUUGCAUUUAGCUUGAUUGUUUAAUGGUUAGUUUUGAGUUUUGAGCACAGAACAUACCAAGGAUUUGAGUAAAAUGAGUGAACGAAAAGGACAUCAUACUGUUUGUGCAGUUAAAAGCUGUUUUAAUAAGGGUUACAACUCCAAGAAAAAAUUCUUUCGUUUUCCCAAGGAACCAAACCGGGCUAAGAUAUGGGCAAUGAAAGCCAAUCGGGAGGAAUUACUGACAAAACUGGAUGACCUACAUAAAAGUUAUAUGCUAUGCGAAAGUCAUUUUGAAGAUAGGAUGUUCAACAGUUGUCUUCACACACGAUUAGUAGCCACUGCAUAUCCUACCCUAUUUCCAUCAUUUGAAGGAAGUUCUAAAGCUGGUAUAGAUGAACAUUCUUAUAGUGCACCCUUGCUACUUCCUGGAUAACAGAGUUUUGGUUCCAGGUGUUACACAAACUGACUCCGUUGAUUAUCAGACCGAAGAUCAGACACUUGAGACCGAGACCGAAACCGGGCUCCAAAAUGAAUUCAGUUCUGUGAAAACAAUAAGUCCACCUUUGAUGUCUCCAACAUCUACACAAACGUUAGCCAGUUUAACUCAGAACUCCCCAAGGAAAGUCAAAUAUAGGCAGAACAUUGAGGCAUUACAGGCAGAGAACAAAUAUUUACGAGAACGGGUUCAAGUACUCGAAAGUAAAUUAAAUAAUCAAUUGGAUAAUAUAUCUCUGGAACAAUAUAUGUCUUUAACAUCCAAAGGGUAGACAUUAUACCAAAAUUGAAUGUUUAUCGGUAUAUUUUGCGGGUCCCCGUGUUUAUAAACAAUAUUUAAUGAAUAAAUAUGAUCUUCCCUCGCCAAAUACUU